This is a messenger RNA of Paramecium sonneborni, 1072 nucleotides long. The record is from the annotation of a GenBank genome assembly. Lineage: Eukaryota; Ciliophora; Oligohymenophorea; Peniculida; Parameciidae.
AUGAAUUCUUCUAACAAUCCAGAAAUGUUUAAUAAUGUGGAUCAAAUUGGCAAUCUUUAGUUAGCAUGGCAAAAAAAAUAAAAAAGAUGGUAAAUGGAUUGCUUUUUGGAAAAAUAAACUUUUAGAGAAUGUUGGCGGAUUAUGAUUUAUACUCUAUACUAUAGAGAAGGGGAAAAGUAAGGAUUAUGGAAAGAUCUAUUCAUCAAUUUUUCUAAGUAAGUUAUUGAUAUUGAACAAUACGAAUACUAACCACACAUUUUUCAAACUGGAGAAUAUUUUACUGACUAAAGAGUUGGAAAAUGGAAUUUUAAAUAUAAAGAUGUAAUGAUUUUUUAAACCAUUUAGAGGUGGGGGUUAUUACAAUCAUGAUAAUUGUAAACAAGGCAAAUGGAUUGAGUUAGAUGAAGGGUUUUAUUUCAAGAAAUAGGUCACUUAUAAUGGUGAAUAUAAUAUGAAAGGUAUGAAGAUUGGAAAAUGGAAUAGUAUGUAUUGUGAGUCGCAUGGUCAGGAAUACAAAUAAAUGUAAAUAUUAUUUAAGUAUAAGGUAUAUAGUGGUGGUGGAUCAUAUGAUUAAGAUGGAAAUUAGAAAAAGAUGAAUUAGAUGAAGGGUUUUAUUUCAAUAAAUAAGUCACUUACAAUGGUGAAUAUAAUAUGCAAGGUAUGAAGAUUGGUAGGUGGGUUAGUAUGUAUUAUAAUUAAAAGAGAUGGAAAUAAUAAUAUUGUGGUGGUGGAUCAUAUGACUAAGAUGGAAAUUAGAAAAAGAUUGGAAAGUGGGUAGAAUUAGAUAAAAAGUUUAGCAAAGUGAAAUAAGUCACUUAUAAUGGUGAAUAUAAUAAGCAAGGUAUGAAGAUUGGUAUGUGGGAUAGUAUGUAUUGUUGUUCUUUUUUAAAUACAAAUAAAUAAAUGUAAAAAUGAUUUAAGUAUAAGGAAUAGUGGUGGUGGAUUAUAUGAUUAAGAUGGAAAUUAGAAAAAAAUUGGAAAGUGGGUAGAAUUAGAUGAAAGGUUUGACCAAUGGAACUAAGUCACUCACAAUUGUGAAUAUAAUAUGCAAGGUAUUAAAAUUAGCAACUGA